UGUCCGGUCCGGUUUAUGCGAAUCGACAUAUCGACCCGAACCGAGUCCAGGACAAAGUCAGACCGGCCUUUCAUCUCUCAGUCUCUCUCGCCCAAAACAGAAGAACUGAAGAAGGAAAAGCCAGAUUUUUGUUGGUUUCUUCUUCUCCUCCUCCUUCUUCGUGACCCGCUUGCUACAGUUUGCUGUGCUUGAGCACGCCUGAUUUCGAUCACCACAACGUCCGUUUCACUUUGGGUAUCGUCUUGUCUUGGUCCCUGCCUCGCCACCAGUCCAUACUCAUAAAGAGAAUCAAGAAUUUCUGAAGUUUCAGAGAGAGAGAGAGAGAGGAAUGUCGAAGAUAUUUUCGAGGAUUGCUGGACUUUUCAGCAACCGGACUCUCGUCGGCAUGGAUAAAACUGGGAAUCGCUAUUUCACUCGGAAAGAAGAGAUCGAUGGGAUCGUGAAGGAGAAAAGGUGGGUGGUAUUCAAGGGCGAGCAGGAUCCUACAUCCGUUCCUGUUGAAUGGAUUUGUUGGCUGAAUGGACAGCGUAAGAUAGCUCCGACUCCAGAGGAAAUGGUGGAGCUUGAAGCUAGGCGUGAGCGGAUUAGACUUAAUGUCGCCAGGUUGAAAGAGGAAGAAGGAAAGAAAUUAAAAGAAGGCAGUAUCCGCAAAAGCAUGAGCUCUGUAGGUAAAGUUGGAGGUCCAGACUUGGGAAGUUUUAUUCGGCAGUUUCCAUCCUCUGCAGAAGGCGACAAGGUUGAGGAGACAUCGGACAAAACAGACAGCUUGAGACAAACUAAAGAAACACCAAAAGAAGAAGAAGAGAAGCCAGUCGCAGAGUCAACAGAGCCCACAGGAUCCGGUGCAUCGUUCAAACCGGGGACGUGGCAACCGCCGACUUGAUACUAUUCCUCCUGGUUUACACAAGGUUGGAUACUACAAUUCUUGGAGUCGAGUUCCUGCUUCUUUGGCGAGAUUCAUUGAUGAUAGUAGUGGGUAUGGCUCAAGAUGUGCUGACUCCGGAGUUCCUGUUCGAGAGAGAACCUUCAAGACCCCAAUGCCGAGUCUUGAUUUCGGGUUUCUUCUUGUUGUGCCAAAAUUUUACAUUUUGUAGGUUCUCACAAUUUUGGGCAUCUUCGGGAUCAUUGAGAUUGUUGCACACUGUAUCACAAAACUGCAUUACAUGCACACUGAAAAAUAAAGAGGCCAAGUGAAGGUGUCAAGAGAUAUUUUUAUGGAAAUAUUUUGUCUUUCUUCUGGAACGGAUGUUCACUUGACAAUUUGCAAAGAUUGAGUCAAAAUCUCCAUUAGACU
This is a messenger RNA of Rhodamnia argentea, 1294 nucleotides long. RefSeq lists its product as uncharacterized. Gene Ontology annotation, cellular component: membrane. Lineage: Eukaryota; Viridiplantae; Streptophyta; Magnoliopsida; Myrtales; Myrtaceae. The transcript has 9 exons. Gene Ontology annotation, biological process: response to oxidative stress; mitochondrial respiratory chain complex I assembly. The record is from RefSeq and is a predicted model, not a curated record. The coding region runs from base 329 to 883 and encodes 184 amino acids.